AUGGGUGGGUGGAAGCUAGAGACUGGGCGAUUUGCUCUGAUGGUCGGAUUUCCAGUUGUUGCGUUUUGGCUCUUCAAUCAACCGUCGCUUUUUAAGACUUUUAUGAAGGGAUACAAAGUCCCUGAUAGUCGAGAAGGUGAUGAUGCUAUAGCGCAAUGGAAAAAGCAGCUUCUAGCUCAGAAAAGGAAGGAGGAGUACGAGAACUUUCUCCGUGAACAAAUGGCAUUCGAGGAGGCUCGUCGCCUUCGAGAGCAGCAAACUGCAUAG
This is a messenger RNA of Necator americanus (New World hookworm), 267 nucleotides long. RefSeq lists its product as uncharacterized. The transcript is spliced from 2 exons. The record is from RefSeq and is a predicted model, not a curated record. Bases 1 to 267 code for a protein of 88 amino acids. Gene Ontology annotation, biological process: mitochondrial respiratory chain complex IV assembly. Gene Ontology annotation, cellular component: mitochondrial inner membrane; mitochondrion. Lineage: Eukaryota; Metazoa; Nematoda; Chromadorea; Rhabditida; Ancylostomatidae.